Carya illinoinensis is the source of this 1221-nucleotide messenger RNA. Its product is annotated as lysine-rich arabinogalactan protein 19-like. The transcript is spliced from 3 exons. NCBI's taxonomy places the organism in Eukaryota, Viridiplantae, Streptophyta, Magnoliopsida, Fagales, Juglandaceae. Gene Ontology annotation, molecular function: metal ion binding. Bases 352 to 1155 code for a protein of 267 amino acids. The record is from RefSeq and is a predicted model, not a curated record.
GGUCGGUUUUGGAUAUCCCAAUCUGUCUCUCUGACGUCCCCUGAUUAUAGAUGGCCAUCCUCCAUAAAGUAAAUUCCCUUCGAAAACACCUUUCUUGAACCCACUCCUCUAUGCUUUCUUUAAGAGUUGACGAUGACUCCUGGAAGAUAAUCAAGCUAUCAAUGCCCUUCUUUCUUUCCAUUCCUAUAAAGAGAUUCUUUGCACGUCCCACACCUUUUUCUUUUGAAGUAUUCCAACCCCGUGUACAAAUAAAUGCCACCUAUUUGAUUCUUCAUUCUCACUUCAUCAUCUCCAAUACGCCAUACAUACCAAGCACACAUCUCUUUGUUCCUCUAUCUUCCUUAUUUCCUCAUGAUUCCCGAGUUAGAGAAACCUCGAGUCACUGAGAUACAGGUCCGAAUGGACUGCAAUGGGUGUGUACAAAAGAUAAAGAAAGCACUACAUGGCAUUAAUGGUAUAUAUGAUUUCUACAUCGACUUCUCUCAACAGAAAUUAACAAUAAUAGGGUGGGCAGAUCCAGAAAAAAUUGUCAAAGCCCUUAAGAAGACAAGGAAAAUUGCUACCAUUUGUUCACACAUGGUACCAACAGAGCCCCCUGCUCCACCAACAGAACAAGCACCUCAGGAAGGUGGUGGACCAGCCCCUGAUGCACCGAACCCUCCCCCACCAGAAGUACCGCCAGCCGAACCAGCCCCACCACCAGAUCCACCAAAAGACCCCCCAGCACCACCUGAGAAUCCACCAGCAGACACUGCACCACCACCUGGGGUUCCAGACAAUAACGUAAGCCAACCAACAGGCAAACCCACUGGACCAAAAGACGUAGGAGAGGUCCAUGUAAUAUACCGCCAUCCACCUGACCAUGGCUACAAAUACAAUUACAGUCAAGGUUAUAGUGGAGAUCAGCAUAAGUACCAUACAGGCCAAGGAUUGCCACAAGAGCCACCUCAACCCAUGUAUGUUACACACAACUACAACACAUACAGGCCAUCGCCUUAUGUCACCGAAUAUGAAUAUGUCCAGUCACCGCCACGACGCAUACAUUACAAUAGGAUGGACCACUACAGUGAUGACAACCACAAUAACAACAGUAGCAAUGUAAACAUCAUAUCAAUAUUUAGUGAAGAAAAUCCAAAUGCUUGUAGGAUAAUGUAGAAAAAAAUAAAGGCCUGUAAGGGUGCUCUUUCCCAUGCCUCCCAAAGAGACUUGGAAGAAAAUUAA